AUUCAAGUUGUCAAUCAGAAACAUGUUUUUAUUUUUUCUAAGUUGCUUUGCAGAAUACGAAAUUCUGCCUACAAAAUUAAAUAUAAAAUCAAAUUUCCUAAAUCAAAAUAAUCAUAUCAUAUUCUAAAAGGAGAAUAAGGAAAUUUCAACAAAAUAUGCUUUACAAAGUAUCAAAGCGAACAUUUUCAUCAAUUAAAAAUUAUUUUUAUACAACGACUCCAAUAUUUUAUGUAAAUGCUGCUCCACAUAUUGGACAUCUAUACUCUGUUGUUCUAUCUGAUGCGAUUGCACGUUAUGAAAAGUUGAAAAAUCCCGAUACUUAUAUUAAAUUUUCUACUGGUACUGAUGAACAUGGAACCAAAAUACAGCACGCCGCUACAAAUCACAAGAUUUCACCACAAGAAUACUGUGACGAUAUUUCACAAAAGUAUAAAAGCACUUUCAAGUUGGCAAAUAUAAAUUAUUCGGACUUUAUUAGAACAACUGAAAGUCGUCAUAUAGAAUCAGUACAAAGUUUUUGGAACGUCCUUAGAUCAAAAAAUGUAAUAUAUUCGGACCAGUAUUGCGGAUGGUACUGCGUUUCCGACGAAACUUUUUUAACUGAUUCACAAAUGAAAAUAAAUAGCGAUGGUAGUCGUAUUUCGAUAGAAUCUGGUCAUCCUUGUGAGUGGACUGAAGAAUCCAACUACAUGUUUAUGUUAAGUAAAUUUCAAGAGGAUGUAGUUCAUUGGAUAAAAUCGGGCAAUAAAAUCAAACCCGAAAAAUUUGAAAAAAUACUUUUAGAUUAUUUAACGGAACCGUUACCAGAUUUAUCAAUUUCAAGGCCUACAUCGAGAGUACAUUGGGGUAUAACUGUACCUGAAGAUGACAGUCAAACUAUAUACGUAUGGUUAGACGCAUUGGUAAACUAUUUAACAUGUAUAGGAUAUCCAGCAAAAAAUUUUGAAAACCAUUGGCCACCUAAUGUUCAAGUUAUAGGAAAAGAUAUUUUAAAGUUUCACGGAAUCUAUUGGCCAGCAUUUUUGAUUGCUGCAGGAUUAGAUCCGCCGAAUCAACUUUUUGUCCAUUCGCACUGGACUGUAGAUGGUCAAAAAAUGUCAAAAAGUAAAUUUAACGUGGUCGAUCCUGUAGAAAGGUCACAAUAUUAUACAAUGGAAGGAAUAAGAUAUUUUCUACUACGUGAAGGAGUAGCUCAUAGUGAUGGAAAUUACAGUGAUACCAAAUUGCAUCGAAUAUUAAAUUCUGAAUUAGCAGAUACUCUUGGCAAUCUUUUAUCAAGGGCAUGUGCAAAGUCAUUAAACCCAAAACAAAUAUAUCCAAAAAUCGAUGAGAAAGCUUUUAAAGACUUAAUACGAUUAAAUUUUACGAGAAACUUAGUCGAAUCUGUCGUUUUUCUGCCGCAAAAAUGUUUUAGUAAUUAUGAAUCGUAUAAUUUUUAUUUAGUUAUAGAUGAAAUAAUUUCAGCUUUACAUGUAGCUAAUAAUUUCUUUGAAAAUUGCAAACCAUGGGAAUUGAAGAAAGAUUUUUCACAUUACAAUGCUUUAAAAUUGGAAACAAUAAUUGCAUUAACUAUGGAUGUUUUAAGAAUUUCUGGAAUUUUACUGCAGCCUAUUAUACCAGAUAUGAGUGAAAAACUAUUGAAUAAAUUAUCUGUUCCAUUCAAUAGUCGCUCUUGGAAAGAUACUUUACAUUUAUCACAAAACAACAAAGAUAAUAUACCAAGUUGUGAAUCUUAUGUUACCAAUCGAGAAAAAAAAUAUCCAAACAUUGAAAAAAAAUUAUCAGAAUUAGAUGCAGUUUUGUUUAAAAGGAUUUUAAUCAAAAACAAAGAUAAUGACAAGAAAGAUAUUAUAAAAAAUAAAAUUAAGAAAGUAAAUUUUAGUAAUAAAGUUGUUGAGAAUUCCUAA
Condylostylus longicornis is the source of this 1907-nucleotide messenger RNA. RefSeq names its product methionine--tRNA ligase, mitochondrial (gene MetRS-m). The transcript has 3 exons. Gene Ontology annotation, molecular function: ATP binding; methionine-tRNA ligase activity. Gene Ontology annotation, biological process: methionyl-tRNA aminoacylation. The record is from RefSeq and is a predicted model, not a curated record. The coding region runs from base 156 to 1907 and encodes 583 amino acids. NCBI's taxonomy places the organism in Eukaryota, Metazoa, Arthropoda, Insecta, Diptera, Dolichopodidae.